Suillus subalutaceus is the source of this 4293-nucleotide messenger RNA. RefSeq lists its product as uncharacterized. Gene Ontology annotation, molecular function: cysteine-type peptidase activity. Bases 252 to 4097 code for a protein of 1281 amino acids. Gene Ontology annotation, biological process: proteolysis. The transcript has 6 exons. Lineage: Eukaryota; Fungi; Basidiomycota; Agaricomycetes; Boletales; Suillaceae. The record is from RefSeq and is a predicted model, not a curated record.
UUCAUCCACAAUAUUUCAAUGUUUCAGCCACAGUUCUUGCUAUAUCAAGUUCAUCACACUCUCACUCUCACUCUGACUUGCAACUACACCCCGUGUCACCCCGCACGUCUUCUAAUCUGUGCAGUUUGGAUCUUUACCCAGUAAUUUCUGGCUAGACAUCCCUGCAUCCAGCAUCGAACGCUUGCGUUUAAUUCCAAUACCGGAGCACCCUCUAUCGAUCAACGUCGAACGUUUGCGUUUGAUCACACGAUAUGUCUGAGAGACGCAAGUCCUCUUACAAUCACCGCAACGACUGCGCGCCUUCCGGCAACCCCAGGCCCAAGAGAACGGUCAAGGUACCAAGAAUGUCGGCAUCCAACGACACCCAUGCUUGGCAAUUUCCUGAAGAACACACGAAAGACGAAGAAGGAACCUCAUCAGAGGCCUUGCCGUGGGGACAGGAAAAUGACUCAUGGGCGAAAGAAAAGCCAGAAGCGUCUUCUGUCCCCUUGCCUUGGGGACAGAGCCCAUGGGAAGAGACUGGUUUUCCUGCCAGGCGACCCAAAAAAGCUCCUCUGAUCGUGACUGGCGUUGCGCGGCCAGGAAAGUUCUGGCCAGAUGGACAAGAGCCCAUUACGCAUAAGAAAAUGCCAAAACGCUUCUUCAAGACCAGCGGCAAAGAUCAUCCGCGAAUAGAGAUUACUGGGCAAAGUGCCGAAAUCGGGCGAAUCAAGAAUAAACCUCGCUCGUCGGAAACAUUUACACCUAAUACCGGCGACGUGGUGCUCUACCACGACUAUUCAGACUACGAGGACCCUGAAGAUGCCUUAUUCGAGGAUGUAGAUAUCCUUGACGGCGUGCAUAUCCAUUCAGGUAAGGCACUCGCUCGAUUCGGCAAACAAGCCGCCACAAAUACAACCCUCGAUGAUGACGACGACCACGUGGAAGUUCAUAACGGAAUCACGGUGUUAUCUGGUAAAGCAGCGGCCCUAGUUUUCCAGCGUUCACCCCUCCACCCCACGUGGUUCUCCCUCCUCGAACAGUCGCAUGACCCCAAAGCGGCAACCUUCGACAAAACGGCGGACGAGUGGAUUAAUAAGGGCAGAAGAUUCCCGCCCAAUGCUACAGCCACUCCCUACGCCCUCCAGCAGCUCUGCCAGGCGAUUUUGACGGUCCCAGAAAGGAUGUUAACUCUGGCACUCCCUCCACACGACAUCUCGGUCCAAGAAUUAUUCCAAUUUCACAUUGCUCCCAUCGACAAAUGGCAAAAAUCACAAUUCAUAAAUUUUGAAUCUCACUUGCCUACAGACGAGGUUUUCCACACCAAAGAACUCCCUCGCAAGUCAGACGUUGAACGUCUUCGUAAUGACUUCGGCCAGGCGCUUCUGGAUGGGAUGUGCUCCAUACGCGAUCCACGCAUUCCAGACAACCUAUAUCCUUUAUGGACAAUCGAAUUCUGGUGGCGGUUGCACCACAUAAACGACAUUCAGGGUGAAUGGGUGGCUGCGAGGGAGUGGUUACAGCAAAGAAUGGCAGAACGCGUGGAUGUGGAGGUAUUCUACGAGGCAGAGAAGCAGCUGCUCAUCCUCCCUCAUGACAAGCCGUUACACGGCCCGGCCGCGCUUCCUGGCAGAACAACUCAAUCUUUGGUCCUGUUUCUAUCCGAUGACAGGUGGUUAUCAGACUCUCUGAUCGAUAUGAUGACAGCAAAUCUCAAUUCACGGCUGGGAAUGGCUAGACGGCAUGAUGUGACCAUCGUCUCAACCCACUUUUCUGACACCCUCCUCUUGGCGCGUGAUAUCUCGUACCACAAUCAAAAGUACGACGUAUUGGAGAAUAUCAAAAGGGAUGUCAACAUAAAGAGAUAUCUCUACUUUCCCGUGCAUCUUCGUGUAUCGAAACAUUACAUCGCGUUUGUAAUCGACUUUCAUAACAGAACCUUUGCCUAUGGCGACUCUCUUGAUCCUAAAUCUCGGCCAGAACUUAUCAUAAAUAAGCUACAAUGGUGGUUCUCCAAACGUUUCGACGGAGAAUUCAAGGAUUUAGGACCUACUUUGUCUCAUGGUCACCAGGUGGAUUCGUCUUCGUGCGGGCUUUUCGCUAUCAACACCAUCGAGCAUCAUGUCUUUGGAUGCACGCUGGGUAUUCCCAAUCCCGCCUCUGAGAGAGCCAGAUGGUUCGCUCUGACAGCAGGAGCCCAGAACCGAGUUCCACCCGUCUUGCCAGAGCGACCAAUGGCCUCGCUCCUACCCACCCAAGCAGAGGGCUUGUCAGACGCCAUUCGUCGAUCUGAAAUGAAACAGUCAUAUCUCGCAAAACAGGCACAGCGCCAGGCCGAGCGGCAGAAACUUCAGUGUGUGGUGGAGCGAUUAGAGGGUGGGUGCCAGAAACUCAAUGAGGAAAGAAUGGAGCGAGAAAGGAUGGAACAGGAACGACUCGAGCAAGAAAGGCAGGGGCAGGAAAGACUGGAGCAGGUACGACUCGAGCAAGAACAAGUCGAGCAGGCGCGACUGGAGAAAGAACGAUUGGAGCAACAAAGCCUCGAACAGGCACGACUCGAGGAAGAACGACUGGAGCAAGCACGGCUCGAGCAAGAACAAGUCGAGCAGGCGCGACUGGAGCAAGAACGACUGGAGAAAGAACGAUUAGAGCAGGAACGACUCGAGCAGGAGCAACAGUCCAAGGUGGACCAUGAAAUGUACGAUGUCGUCAUGACAGACGACACCCAAGGAUUGGUAUACGACAGCGACAAUGGGAUGGAUGCUGAUUUAUACCGCAUCCAUACAGUGUCGCAGGGAAAAGGAAAGGCGGCUGAUACCAAUUAUCACACGUGCACGCCCAUUGCUCCUGAAGCUCGCCGUAUGCGUCGGAGCUCCGUAUCACCCACUCGCUAUGCAUCAUCAUCCUACAAAGAUUAUCACUCUCGUCGACCGGUCUCUCCUAGAUCGUUGUCAUACAGGGACUAUUGUUCGUCUCAGUGGGACUGCGCAAUUUCUCACCGUGGUCGUUCGCGUUCCCCUGAGCGUUCAACUCGCCGUUAUCGUUCACCAUCACCUCUUGUAUCUGCUCAUCCUGUUGCAGGUCCUUCAACCCCAGUCUUGCAUACUGUUCCACCAAUCCCUGGCCCUUCGUCUUACCCAUCACAACCGUCGCCUCCUGUGAACGUCACACCGGGUACAGGUUUAGACCAGACGAGUCCUGGGCCUGCUAUGGACACCACGACAACCCGUUGGAUCAUCGAUCGAGCACCAUUCCUUGGCCUGCCCAACAAUGCCCCCACAUCGGUGUCUUUGGAAAACCCCUUCUUGCAGAAUCGCCUUCUGCAUCUCAUAUCUGAUCCCCCAUCUCACUUCUUACACCUGGUCGCUCGUGGUAACUCCAUAGUCUCGAAGAGAACGGAGAUAAGACUGCGCCUAUGGGGAAAUCAGUAUCCUGAUGCACCGAGAGGGUUUUUCGCCACCCGCUGUCUCUCCCGGGGGAUCGACUGGCAAGUCUUCGUCGACCCGCAUGAUGUAACUGGCCCUCGUUACAACCUCUGUGCCCCUCGCCCCGCCUAUUUCGAUUGUGUUUACCCACCCCUGUACAAUAAUCGAAUCACAUCCCUCCAGAUUUACGAGGACAGAGUCCGGGAAUUACUCCUCCGUCCGUACGCCCGGCGUUUCCUUACAAUGGGUGGUAUUAUAUGGCGCAUCGCACUGCACUACGGACCGGAUCAUCUCUUUGCAGCUGCCCUGUCCGGGCCAUCUACCGAUGCUUACGUACAUGGCAACGUUGAGCGUAAUGGCACGCACGUAGAUGACGCGGUGUUCCCGCAAGACAUCCAACUUCUUCUGGGCGUCGCUGUAGACAUGUCUAGUUUAUGGCCUCCCCUUGAUAUCUUUCAUAGGUACCAGAAGUGGAAUGGAGAGUGGACCCCGCAAUGGGAGACAUGGUUCAUGACUCGUAUCGCCCUGAUACACAACCGGGAUUUGAGCUCAUUCGCUCCCCGAAGUGAUUGGAACGUUAUCUAUCGUCGACAUACUAGGGUUAAGUUUAUUUUACCUACCACGGAAGGCACUGAGGCUCAGGCAGACGCGUUGUGUAAACAACUUGACUCAAUGGGAUCAUCCCCGACUUAGUUCCGUCCAUUUCCUUUAGUCAGCUCAUUUCUUAAAUUUUUCGUUUGUGUCUACACUUAUACAUCACAUAUGGAUGGACAUUACAUAUAUCACGGAGUUGUACUUUCAAUGAUAGCCACUGCAGACAGUGCAAUGUAUUAUGUAAAUUAAAAGCUAAACGGUCUCUCAAGUCUCAGAAGUUGGCCGCAGCAGUGGG